Messenger RNA from Cotesia congregata, 960 nucleotides. The record is from the annotation of a GenBank genome assembly. Lineage: Eukaryota; Metazoa; Arthropoda; Insecta; Hymenoptera; Braconidae.
AUGAUUGGCAAUUUGGGAAACGAGACAAACAAUAGAUUGGAAUCUCUUAAUGCUUCUAAAAAUUUUAUUAAAAAGCCGCACUUCGCAAUUAAUUGUACUGAGUGGGAAAAACAAUAUUCCAAUUAUUUGACAAUUGCAGCUUUUAAAUACGUUAAAAUUGAGCUUGACCAUCACGAACAUAUUACUUUCUGGGAUAAAAAUAAUAUCGAAAAUCAAGUAGAUAAGCUAAACAUUAAUGAAAAAUAUUUUAUGAAAUGUAAAUCUCUUGAGAUAACUACAACGUACAAUAGUUGCGAAUGUCGUCAUUGGUUAUCACUCUACUUACCUUGUCGUCAUAUAUUUGCGGUUAGACGACAUUACGAUUUAUCUUUGUUUUCUGAAGAAUUAUGCGCAGUAAGGUGGUCUAAAAAUUACUAUAAAUUAACGCAAAGAGCUUUCCGAAAAACCAACGAUGGCAUUGAUGUUAAAGAAACAAUUGUUUCACAAGUUUGUUGCGAAAAAAAGUUUAAUCUAUUUGAAUCCCAAAAACAAUUAAAUUACAUUUUAAAUGAUUUAAUUCAUACGGUGAGUUUAUCAUGUGGUGAAUAUUUUACUAAGAAAAUUAAAGUGCUUGAGGAUGUAAAUAAAUGUUUCAAAAGUGGAUUUGAUAUUGAUAUCAAAGAAGUUGAUUCACGCAUUGAAGCAGAUUAUCUUCAGCUUCCUAAUAUAAGUAAUAUUUAUCAAUCAUCGACACUUUGGUUACCCGAAAAUUGGAAUUUUAAAUUAGAAUCUUUAAAAAAAAUUGAUUUUUUUUGGAGAAAACUUUCUGAAGUAAUUGUUACUCAAAGUAGUGUUGUAUUGAUGAAGCCAGCCAGAAAAAAUGUAAAUGAUUCGGAACAAUUGAUUAAGCUAGAUUCUAAUUGUAAAGUUGCUGAAGUUAAUUCACCGGCAAAAGUUAAUUCUAUUUACCCAAAAAAAUAA